ACUUAUUUUAGGACAACAUUUCCAAGGUCAUUGUUUGAACAGCAAAUCGCACACCUCCUAACCUCCUAACCUGAAAUCUCGCAUGUCUCCCGACCUAAACCUGCUAAGAUGCUGCUCCUUGGGAAUCUCCUUUAUGUCUCGAUCCUUCUCGUGAACGCAAUCGCGAUCUUAUCCGAAGACCGUUUCCUUGCACGAAUAAACCUUUCGUCUGCCUCCUACGAUCCUGCGUUCGGCGCCGGCCCUGAUUCCCAAAGCGUAAAGGCGAAGGUUAUCAACCUGAUUGCUAGCGUACGAACACUGAUGAGGAUUCCACUAAUAGCGAUUAAUACAUUAAUAAUAAUCUACGAGCUGGUCCUAGGCUAAGAGGAGAACAAAACAUCACGAAACACGAUGAGAAUAUAAGGGCGCAUUCGACUUGACAUAGGCGUUUAGGUACAUGUACACUUCGGUUUGGCAGGACAUGGUCAAUAAAAGAUCGGGAAGGCACAAAGUCCUGUUACGUAUAGGAGUCAAAUCAUACAUAAUGACACCACAUACUAUAUCGAUGAUAUCGCAUUAGGAUUUGGACCAAGCCGAUGGCUUUUGUAACUAUCGAGUCUUUUUUCUGAUUCCUCUGCUAUCAGACGAGGGCCUGUGCUCCUACG
Molecule: messenger RNA, 644 nt
Organism: Annulohypoxylon maeteangense
Lineage: Eukaryota; Fungi; Ascomycota; Sordariomycetes; Xylariales; Hypoxylaceae
Product: Yos1-like protein
Exons: 4
Coding region: 109-363 (84 amino acids)
Biological process (GO): endoplasmic reticulum to Golgi vesicle-mediated transport
Cellular component (GO): Golgi membrane; COPII-coated ER to Golgi transport vesicle; endoplasmic reticulum membrane
Source: RefSeq, a predicted model, not a curated record